GAACGAGCAUAGACAUGGAAGAAGCAGGAGGCGCCGCUGGCACCGUCCGGACCGUGUCCCGGCGACUGGUCCGGCCGUCGAUCGGCGACGCGCCGCCGCCGGAGGACAUCCACCUCACGCCGUGGGACCUCCGCUUGAUCAGCGUCGACUACAUCCAGAAGGGCCUCCUCCUGCCCGCGCCUCCCGACGGCGGCGACCGCCUCGUCGGCACCCUCGCGUCGUCCCUGGCGCGCGCCCUGGGCAGGUACUACCACUUGGCCGGCCGUCUCGCCGUCGAGGAGCGGGGCGACGGAACCCUGAACGUCAUACUACGCUGCACCGGGGAGGGCGCCGAGCUCGUCCACGCGACGGCGCCCGGCGUCGCCGUCGCGGACAUCGCCGGCUCGUUGUACACCCCGUCAUGGGUCGUCAGGGCCUUGUUCCCGUCGAACGGGGUGCUUGGCGCGGACGCAGCCAUCGAUUCGCUCCCCGUGCUGUCGGCGCAGGUCACCGAGUUCGCCGACGGCGUCUUCAUCGGCGUGUCGCUGAACCACUCCGUCGGCGACGGCUUCGUCUUUUGGGAGUUCUUGCACGCUUGGUCGGAGAUCAACCGGGGAGGAGGAGCAACCAGAGACCUAAGCGAGAUCUCCGCGCGGGUGCACCGGAGGUGGUUCACCGAUGCCAGCCCCGUGCCGAUCCCCCUGCCGUUCAGCAAGCUGGAGCACGUCGUACGGUGGUUCGACCCCCCGACCGUGCAAGAGUGCUUCUUCACCUUCUCCGCCGCGAGAGUCAAGGAGCUCAAGGCGAGGGCGAACGACGAGAUGGCCGGCACGGCCACUGCCACCAUCUCCUCUCUCCAGGCCCUGCUCGCGCACCUGUGGCGAGCGGUCUCCCGAGCACGGCGCCUCCCGCCGGGGCAGGAGACGUCCUACACCCUGGCCGUCGGAUGCCGAGGCCGUGUAAGCGGCAUACCGCGGGGGUACAUGGGCAACGCGCUAGUGCCCGCCAAGGCGAGCGGUACCGUCGGCGAGGUACUGGGCAAGGGGCUGGGCUGGACGGCAUGGCAGCUGAACCGCGCCAUCGCGUCGUUCGACGAGGAGGCCAUGAGGGAGUGGCUGGAGAGCUGGACUAGGGAGCCGCAGUUCCGGUACUUUGGGAGCCUUAUGUCCGGAGGCGCAGCGCUGAUGACGGGGAGCUCGCCGCGGUUCGACGUGUUCGGGAACGACUUUGGGUGGGGGAAGCCGGCCGCCGUGCGUAGCGGCGGCGGGAGCAAGAUGGACGGGAAGGCGACGGUGUACGAGGGGCCGGAGCGGGGAGGGAGCUUGUCUCUGGAGGUGUGCAUCUCCCCGGACGCGAUGGAGAGGCUCGUCGCCGACGAGGAGUUCAUGGACGCCGUGACGAUGUUGCCGGCCCAACAUGGGUGAUCAAAUUCUAGCUACUCUUACUGGCUUUUCUCAAAAAGAAAAAAAAGCUACUCUUACUGGCCAUUUUCCCAAUGCAUCAUCGAUCAUCUCCGGUCUCGUCGUUCAACAAUCUCACUCUAAUCUUGGCAAAUUUGCACUGACAGAACCAAGUGUUUCGCAUUAAGGUUAUUGCAAGAAUAAGAGAUGUUAUUAGUUCGAAUUUUCUCUUUAUCAUGGAUCAUAGCAACGACCAUGCUUUGUUGUCUGAAGAAGCGAAUGUUGUACUCCUUGUUCAACUUCAGUAACGUGCUAGGACCUAGGAGUGCAGUGUGUAUAAGUGAAUAGGAAGCUAAUUGGGUGUGUGUGUGUGUGGUGGCAGCGUGAGUUUGUAUCGUGAUGCUUGUGGAUCGGUGUUUUAUAUAUGAAGCUGGACGAAAGUCUUUUUCGAUAAUAAAA
This is a messenger RNA of Triticum dicoccoides, 1838 nucleotides long. RefSeq lists its product as uncharacterized. The transcript has a single exon. The record is from RefSeq and is a predicted model, not a curated record. Lineage: Eukaryota; Viridiplantae; Streptophyta; Magnoliopsida; Poales; Poaceae. The coding region runs from base 15 to 1403 and encodes 462 amino acids.